AUGCGGCCGCAAGGGCGGAAGCUCGCUCUCAUUCUCGAAUGGCAGCCAAGGCGACCAGACCUAGGAGCGGACUUUAACCCGGAGUGGUACAGCGGCACAAGCGUCACGCCGGAUCCAAGGACCACGUGGUCUCUCACGAAGCCGUCAAGCGCAUACCGCGCCCCGAGCAGCGCCAACAGAGCGGCCCAGCAGCGCCCAACAAGCGUCCAGCGAUCGGCGUCAGUGCACCACCAGCGGCACCCACCCACGUGCCCACCAGGUGCCCACAGAGCGCCACCAGCAGCGCCGACAGCGCCGGACACGUGGUCACCAGCCACACAACGGGUGUCACCAGGAGCGCGCAACGAGCGGCCCCGCGCCCUCCGCAGCGUUCAGCGCCCAUCGGGCGGCGUUAUUUGCACCACCAGCAGCACCCACCGAGUGCCUACCGAGUGCCCACCGAGCGCCAGCAGUAGCGCCCACAGCAGCGCCCAUCAGCAGCGCCCAGCCGCGCCCUCAGCAGCGCCAACCGCGCCGGAUACGUGGUCACUAGCCACCAGGAGCGCCCAACGAUCAGCGCCGCCGCUCACCAGCCGCACUCACCGAGCGCCAACGGGAGCGCUAGCCGCAACCACAUCGGUCAGCCAGUGCCGCACGUCAGCAGCACCUGCCGUGCGCCCAGCGCCCAGUCACGCCACUAGGAGCGCUCACCAAGUGAUCCCCAGCAGAGCCAUCGGCAGCGCCACCGCGCGUAUGCCCAGUGUCUCGGGAAAGAAAACGUCAGAGGACGCAGAAUCAAAGCCAGAUCCGGCAGCUGCCGGACUGGAAGAGGACAGGUUUUUCACCGCAUCCGGGGGGUGA
Molecule: messenger RNA, 840 nt
Organism: Drosophila suzukii
Lineage: Eukaryota; Metazoa; Arthropoda; Insecta; Diptera; Drosophilidae
Source: RefSeq, a predicted model, not a curated record